AUGGGAUUUUUAGUUCACACUCUGAAUUUUAUAGGUGCAGUCACUUCCCCAUUACAAAGAUUCAACAAACCAUCAUACUUCAUGAAUAUUACUGAUGAUUCAUUCACCGUUAGUCCAAUAAUAAAAUAUCAUCAAAAUAUAAUUAUUAAUAAAACCACAAAUGGCGAAAUAGUUAAAAGUGUCACAACAGAGAUAGAAACUGUUUACGAAGAGACAUCUCCAUUCCCAAGUCCAGAAGCUGAACCUGCCCAAACUCCAGAUCAAGAACAACCUCAAACACCAACUUCUACACCGGAGCAAUCUGAACCCCAAACGCCUGUUACAACUACUAUUCCUCCAACAACAACUGAACCAACUCAAUAUUACACUGCAGCUCCAGAGCAGGCGUCAACAUUCUAUUCUACACCGAUGUCAACAGUAGUUACACCUUCUUAUCCAAAAUCCACACCAAUUUCAACUUCUACAACUUCUGAAUCUCCAAAAUCCACUCCAAAGCCAACAGAAGCUCCAAAACAAACUCCAAAACCAACUGAAGCUCCAAAACAAACACCAAAGCCAACAGAAGCUCCAAAACAAACACCAAAACCAACAGAAGCUCCAAAGCAAGCUCCAAAACCAACAGAAGCUCCAAAGCAAACUCCAAAGCCAACUGAAGCUCCAAAGCAAACUCCAAAGCCAACAGAAGCUCCAAAGCAAACUCCAAAGCCAACAGAAGCUCCAAAGCAAACUCCAAAACCAACAGAAGCUCCAAAGCAAACUCCAAAGCCAACAGAAGAACAAGGAAAGAGAAAGACAAUUGAUAAAACAAAGUAUACAUUAAAAGAAUUAAACAAAAUGAUUGAUGAAUUAAUCAAAGACACUGAAAAUUAUACUAUUGAAGGAGAAAACGCAAAAGAACUUAAACAAAACAUUAAUUCUCUCAAAUAUUUCGAUGUCUAUCAAGAACACAAAGGUCCCAAACAAUCAGCAUGUACAUUUGAAUACAGCUUCAACAAACCUGUUAACAUUCACAAGAUUUCCUUUGCUCCAACAUCAGAUAAAGACCACGUCAAAGACUUCAACAUCCAUAUUUUAAAUGGAAGAAACACAGUCAUUAUACCUAUGAACACAAGUUUGCCUGAUACUUAUGAAUACGUUCAAGAUUUCACCCUCCCUCAUGUAUUUAAUACAGCAAAGGUUCAAAUUUCCGAUAAAUCUGGAAGAACUAAAAAAUGCACUAUUCCUGAAGUUGCAUUCUAUGGUCCACUAAAUUGA
Messenger RNA from Trichomonas vaginalis G3, 1254 nucleotides. RefSeq lists its product as uncharacterized. The coding region runs from base 1 to 1254 and encodes 417 amino acids. The transcript has a single exon. The record is from RefSeq and is a predicted model, not a curated record. Lineage: Eukaryota; Parabasalia; Trichomonadida; Trichomonadidae.